Messenger RNA from Mirounga angustirostris (Northern elephant seal), 2082 nucleotides. It is a transcript of the gene TSPEAR, whose product is annotated as thrombospondin type laminin G domain and EAR repeats. The record is from RefSeq and is a predicted model, not a curated record. The coding region runs from base 1 to 2082 and encodes 693 amino acids. NCBI's taxonomy places the organism in Eukaryota, Metazoa, Chordata, Mammalia, Carnivora, Phocidae. The transcript has 12 exons. Gene Ontology annotation, biological process: signal transduction.
AUGGCUGACCGAAUUUCCUCCUAUUGGAGCCUACCAUUAACCCGAAGCGGCGAUGUGCGCUCCCGGGAGAGAGUCCGGAUUCCCGGGCCCAGCACCUGCAUGCUACAAGCCACUCCCGCUUUGGGGCCGGUCACCGUCUGCCCACAGCCUCCCCACCUGCGCCCCCUGGACAUCCUGGCAGAGGCCAUCCCUCCACACAGCGCUGCGGGUGGAAUCAGGGUAACGCAGGCCCACGGCGUUCGAGGACUCCAGCUCUCAGCCGCCGCUCCCCACGCCUUGAGCUUCCCUGCGUCGAGGAUUUUCUUCCGAUGUGACCUCUUCCCUGAAGAAUUUUCGAUUGUCAUAACCUUGAAAGUUCCCAAUCUUCCCCCGAAGAAGAACGAAUACCUGUUCACAGUGGUGGCGGAGGAGGCGGACGCCCUGCUGCUCGGCCUGCGGUACUCGCCCACCCGGCUGCACUUCCUCUUCCUCAGCCAGGACCCGGCGGGUGCCUGGCAAACCCGAGUGACCUUCCACAGCCCCGCUCUGACGGACAGGGAGUGGCACACGCUGGUCUUGGCCGUGUCUGAAGGAUCCUUCUCCCUCACCACGGACUGUGGCCUCCCACUGGACAUAAUGGCUGACGUGCCCUUCCCGGCCACCCUAUCGGUGCGAGGAGCCCGAUUCUUCAUCGGCAGCCGUAAGAGGACCAAAGGCCUGUUCACGGGCCUGGUGAGGCAGCUGGUUCUGCUGCCCGGCUCGGACGCCACCCCAAGGCUCUGUCCCUGCAGGAGUGCCGAGCUGGCUGUGCUGUCCAUCCCCCCUGUCCUGCAGGGUCUCACAGGGAAGCCAGAAGAUAAUGAGGUGCUAAAAUAUCCCUAUGAAACCGACAUGAAGGUGACGCUGGGCUCCCGGCCUCCGUGCACCAAAGAGGAGGACGCCCAGUUCUGGUUCGACGCCAGCCAGAAGGGGCUGUUCCUGUGUGUGGGCAGCGAGUGGGUCUCCGUGUUAGCAGCCAGAGAAAAGCUGGACUAUGUGGAGGAGCAUCAGAGCCUGUUCACCAACUCGGAGACGCUGGGCAUCGAGGUCUUUGCCAUCCCCGAGGCUGGGCUCUUCGUGGCAGCCGCCAACCGCAAAAACACAUCCGCCAUCUACAAGUGGACAGAUGGAAAGUUCGCCUCAUACCAGAACAUUCGCACGCACCAAGCCCAGUCCUGGAGACACUUCACCAUCGGGAAAAAGGUCUUCCUGGCUGUGGCCAAUUUUGAACCGAAUGAAAAGGGUCAGGAGUUCUCCGUCAUUUACAAAUGGAGCCAGACGAAGCUGAGGUUCACGCCAUACCAGAGGGUCCCCACCCACAGCGCCCGGGACUGGGAGGCCUUCAAGGUGGCCGGGGAGCACUUCCUGGCCGUGGCCAACCACCGGGAAGGUGACAACCACAACAUCAACAGUGUCAUCUACAAGUGGAACCCAAGGACGCGCCUCUUCGAGGCCAACCAGACCAUUGCCACAUCCGGUGCCUACGACUGGGAAUUCUUCACCGUGGGGCCCUACUCGUUCCUGGCGGUGGCCAACGCCUUCAACGGCAGGUCCACGAAGCUGCACUCCCAUCUGUAUGUCUGGCUCUUCGGCUCCUUCCAGCUAUUCCAGGCCUUCCUGACGUUCGGCGCCGCGGACUGGGAGGUUUUCCACAUUGGAGAGAGGGUCUUCCUCGCAGUCGCUAACAGUCACAGCUACGACGUGGAGAUGCAAGCGCACAAUGAUUCCUACGUCGUCAACUCGGUCAUCUAUGAGCUGAAUGUCACCGCGCAGACCUUCGUCAAGUUCCAGGAGAUUCCCACCUGCAGUGCUCUGGACUGGGAGUUUUUCUCGGUGGGAGAAGAUUAUUUCCUGGUGGUUGCAAACUCCUUUGAUGGAAACACCUUCUCUGUAAACAGUAUUAUUUACAGGUGGCAGGGCUACGAGGGCUUCGUGGCCGUGCACAGCCUCCCGACCUUCGGCUGCAGGGACUGGGAGGCGUUCCGCACCGCGGCCGGCUCCUACCUCCUCUACUCCAGCGCCAAGGAGCCCCGCUCCCGCGUACUGAAGCUGAGGACGGGCUGA